Drosophila eugracilis is the source of this 1607-nucleotide messenger RNA. Its product is annotated as UPF0046 protein C25E10.12. Gene Ontology annotation, molecular function: hydrolase activity. NCBI's taxonomy places the organism in Eukaryota, Metazoa, Arthropoda, Insecta, Diptera, Drosophilidae. Bases 149 to 1144 code for a protein of 331 amino acids. The transcript is spliced from 2 exons. The record is from RefSeq and is a predicted model, not a curated record.
CCGGCAAUGACGUCACUUAUCGACAGUCACUUUCUUGCAUUUGAUUGGUUUUAUUGAAUUAUUAAGGCAUUUAACUGUUAAUACUUGACUAAACAUAAAUAAAUGCGUUCUUAUCAGAGCUCGACAAUGUCGCCGGCGAUAGCAAUGAAUGGUUAAAGGCCUAAGACAAUGGAAUAGACAAAGUAAAAACGAACAAGGCGGUAACAAAACUAAACGACUUAAAAAUAAUAUUAAAAUGGAGGUACCAGUACAUCCGCUGAGCCAAGAUCCCACGGCCGCUUGGAGGGAUAUCAGCAAAACGCAGCGGGUGAUUAAGGUGACCAUGAAGUCACCCACCACAACAGUGGCUCCCAAUAAGGCCCGAGUAGUUUGCAUGUCGGACACACACUCCUUGACUCCCUACAUUAAGUUUGACAUACCGGAUGGCGAUAUAUUCAUUCAUGCUGGGGAUUUCACCAAGUGCGGCCAGCUCGAGGAAGUUGAAGAAUUUAAUAAUUGGAUUGGGGCCCUUCCUCAUCGCCACAAGAUCGUGAUUGCUGGCAAUCAUGAACUCAGUUUCGACAGAACUUUCACUCAUCCUUUUCAGAAGAAUCAGGCUAAGGGACAUGCUUCGAGCAGUAAACACACUGGAAUGUCGAUUCUUGAUGAUCUGCCUACUUUGGGAAAUGCCAAGGAGAAUUUAGAGAGCGCUGUGCAGACCCAGAAUGUCCGAGAUGUUCUGACCAACUGUAGAUAUCUGGAGGAUGAACUACUAGAAAUAUGGGGUAUUCGUAUUUAUGGAUCACCAUGGCAGCCUGAGUUCUGUCGCUGGGCCUUUAAUGUCCCACGAGGACAAGCCUGUCUGGAAAAGUGGAACCAAGUGCCAGAAGGCAUCGAUAUUCUGGUGACCCACACGCCACCUGUUGGACAUGGAGAUCUUUGCUGUUCCGGAGUGAGGGCAGGAUGUGUGGAGCUACUCAGCACAGUUCAGCAACGGGUGCGCCCAAAAUAUCAUGUUUUCGGACAUGUUCACGAAGGCUAUGGCAUCACCAGCGAUGGCAGGAUUAUUUUCGUGAAUGCAUCCACUUGUGACAUCAAUUACCUACCCAACAAUGCCCCUAUAGUUUUCGAUGUGACGCUACCACCAGGCUUCCGCAAGGACUAGCAUGCCUACAUUGAUAUUUAUUGUUGCCAGUUAAAUGAAUUUACUUUUGUCCCACUUUUAGUUUAAGAUAGGUUAAGGUUGCCUUCAGAGAUUUAAAAUGCACAAAUGUAGGUGUCUUGAGAAAUAGUAUAGAUGUCUCAAUAAACAAUCCCUCUCUAGAGAAUAAAAACCAUACCGUUAUGGUGCCAUAUUUAUUUAGGUAGAGUUAAGGCACUAUCAUAUACCAAUCUAGAGAUGUUUCUAUAACACAAUUGUCAAACAUCAAAAUAUGAAAUAUUAUUUUGUAUAAUUAAAAAUAAUUACAGACACCCAAACCACUGUUUUUGUGCCAAUAUUUAUGAGUCCUAGAAAUUCAAUAAUAAUUUUGAAUCACUCACUUUAAAAAGUUGUUUAUAUUUUGUGUAUAACUCUUCGUUUUUAUUAAGUAAUUUCACGAAAGGUAAUAAAAAACUUUAGAAGACUA